UAGGCAUAAGUCCAGUGUUGAGGUAAUUCAUAUGACUCACGGUUGCCAUAAUUAAAGGUUAAAUCAUUUGCAACACAUUGCCACCUCAACUUUAUCAGUCUCUAAUCUCUGACCUUUGGUUUCAGUAUAUUUUCAAAUGAUAAAUAUUCUUACUUCGAAGGUCUAAGGAAUGGCUGAAAAUGCAAGCAGUUCAAACGAAGAGCAGAAGGCUUCAUCUUCUACUAUGACUCAGUGUUAUGAAAAUUAUAUUCUGGUGGACGUUGGUGCCAAUCUAACGAAUAAAAAAUAUAGUCGAGACUUGGAUAGCGUGAUACAGAGAGCCAAGGAUGCUGGGGUACAGAAAAUUAUGGUCACAGGUGCAAGUAUUCGUUCCAGUAAAGAAGCUUUACGUUUAACAAGAAUUUAUCCUGGUACCCUCUACUCCACUGCGGGUGUUCAUCCUCACGAUGCAAAAUCAUGGGAAGAUCCAGAAACUCUACAAGAACUUGAAAGCAUAGCUAGCAAUCCUGAAUGUGUUGCUAUCGGAGAAUGUGGCUUAGAUUACAAUAGGGAUUUUUCUGAUCCUGACACUCAACGCUCUGUGUUUCACAAGCAAGUAGAACUUGCAUGUCAACUAAAUAAACCUAUUAUAAUACAUGAGAGAAGUGCCCAAAGUGACGUAAUAGAAGUACUGAGACAAUAUACAAGUCGUCUACCACCAGUUUUAAUUCACUGUUUCACGGGAACUGCAGAAGAAGCACAAAUUUAUCUGAAUCAAGGUUUUUAUUUAGGAAUUACCGGGUAUUUGUGUAAAGACAAAUCAGACAGUGGUGUAAGACAGUUAUUAGAAGGUGGACAAGCACCUUUAGAUAGAAUUCUAGUGGAAACUGAUGCCCCAUUUAUGUAUCCAAAUACUAGAGCUAGCAAACUACCUCCACAUGUGAAAGAUGCUCUCACCGAACGAUCCAUGACAUUCCUGCAUCGUUACUGCACCUUCCAACGCAACGAACCCUGUGCCUUGCCAGCAAUCGUUGAAAUGGUAGCUGCGUUCAUGCAGACAUCACCUGAAGAAAUAGCAUUAGCUACAGCUUUUAAUGCACUCAAGUUAUUCGGUCUUAAUCAAUGAUAUUGACCACAUGCUGCCGAAACACGAGUAAAAUGGUGCUAGCUGGUGCUCUAGAAGUUUCAACUGGUUGUAUUAUCCGUAGGCAGCUUAUUUUUCUAUACUCUGCAGUAUGUAGAGUAUUUUUUAUAAUAUAUUUAUUUGCCUCAUGAUUGUUGGAAAUGUUGAGGGGAAUGUGUAUUCCUAUUUAUCAGAGUUUUCAAACAAAAUUUUACAAAUUUACUGUAUCUCGCGUUUUUAGUCUUAUGCAAACGGCAUUAUAUUCAUAGGUAUAGUACACAUCCGUAUAAAAUAUUUAGAUUGAAAUUUGUUUACAAACCGUAUCAUGUUCAGUGUAAUAUUAAGUUAUAUUUACAAAGUAUUUGUAUAAUCGACAAGUAAUAAUAUGUUACUUAGACUUUUUACUUGUAAUUUUAAUUCAGAUGGGAUAACAAGUAGUAUUACAACUAAAACGACGUGUGACGUUUGGUUUGUAGCUUGUUCUAAUUUGUACCGUAUAAACAAUCAGUUUCAAAGUUUUUUUGAACUGUCGGAUAAUAACUAUUUUAUUGUUGACAUAUUGCAUAUUUUCAUAUAAUAAAUUGUUAUGAUCUAUAAA
Messenger RNA from Cephus cinctus (wheat stem sawfly), 1700 nucleotides. Its product is annotated as 3'-5' ssDNA/RNA exonuclease TatD. Gene Ontology annotation, molecular function: single-stranded DNA 3'-5' DNA exonuclease activity. Bases 170 to 1105 code for a protein of 311 amino acids. Gene Ontology annotation, cellular component: cytosol. The record is from RefSeq and is a predicted model, not a curated record. NCBI's taxonomy places the organism in Eukaryota, Metazoa, Arthropoda, Insecta, Hymenoptera, Cephidae. The transcript has 2 exons.